AUGGAACCACCGGGCGGGAGGGACUCCCGUUUCAACCUCGGUUACAGCAUGAAUUUGCUGAGCGGCGAAACGCCGCCAGAAAUCUACGGCAAUCCGAAUCUGGGUAGGCCGUCGACCAGCCUCCAGCAAUUGUCUCCGAGACACACGAUGGUGUCCAGCGCCUGCAAUCGGGGCAUCAAAUCGGACCUGUACGACGACAGAGGCAUGUCCAGCCAGGGCAUGGGUCUGGACAAUUGCGUGAAUGACAUCAGCGAAGACACCUACUCGAUGCAGUCGAAAAAGUCUCCGCCAAGCAACGGCAAAAAGACCAAAGGUCGCGUCAAGAUCAAAAUGGAGUAUAUCGAGAACAAGCUCAGGAGAUAUACGACGUUUUCCAAGAGGAAAACCGGGAUCAUGAAGAAGGUAUGUUGGGAUACAAAUAUCAUAACCUCUUUUACUUGUGGUCAUUCGUUCUGGCGAAUGCACGUGUGGAGGUGCGCGCGCAAGGGCACGGCCGCUCUGCGAUGCGACGUUGCCAAGUCUACGUGGGGAAAAGCCGGAAGUACGUAG
Molecule: messenger RNA, 549 nt
Organism: Phaedon cochleariae (mustard beetle)
Lineage: Eukaryota; Metazoa; Arthropoda; Insecta; Coleoptera; Chrysomelidae
Source: the annotation of a GenBank genome assembly